Molecule: messenger RNA, 1164 nt
Organism: Penicillium daleae
Lineage: Eukaryota; Fungi; Ascomycota; Eurotiomycetes; Eurotiales; Aspergillaceae
Product: putative DNA repair protein Rad1
Exons: 1
Coding region: 1-1164 (387 amino acids)
Biological process (GO): DNA damage checkpoint signaling; DNA repair
Cellular component (GO): checkpoint clamp complex
Source: RefSeq, a predicted model, not a curated record
AUGGAGCCGCUGUUCACUGGGGUCUCCAAUAAUGCCCGACACCUCUACACUUUGCUCUCCUGCAUCGGCUUUGCCUCAAAGGCAACGGUUCAGAUCACCCCAGAUGGUCUACGUUUCUCAGCAGAAGAAGGCCGAGUCAUCCAAGGAUUAGCAUUCCUUGACAAAUCUCUCUUCACCAGCUAUACCUUCAAGCCAUCGAAAGAGCACAACCCUCAACACGGAGAGUCCAACGAAGAUGCAGAGUCUUCUGGUGAAGUGGAAUAUCCCCAUUUUCUCGUCUCGCUCUCCGCUCUUCUUGAGACACUGAAGAUAUUCGGGAUCAAUGACUUGACCGAGCCCAAUGGCUCCCGAGACACCAAUCUCCCUCAGACCAAUCCAGCUUCAAGUGCAUUCAGUGCACCAGCCCUGCUCAUGGACCGCUCAUGCACCCUCCAAUACACACAACAUGGUGCUCCUCUUAGUAUUGCCAUCACUGAAGCGGGUGUGAAAACGACAUGCGAGCUGGUUACUUACGAGCCAGAAGACGCUGAAACCGACAUACCACUGCAACGCGAUGCUAUAAUUAUGAAGAUCAUCAUGCGCUCCGCCUGGCUGCACAAUGCCAUUGCCGAGCUCGAUUCGUCAACUCCCACCAUUCUCAAACUGUCCGCCUGUGCCGACCGGGAACCGUACUUUGCUCUAACAGGUGCUGGCGGUCCCUUCAGUGAGUCCACGGUCGAGUUCUCCAUCGACCAACACAACGAAAUCACUGGUGGUGCUACACAAGGGGACCACGCAUCACAAGCCCACAAGGUCCUAACGGAUGAUGGAACUUCGCGGCCACGUGCGACCAGAGCCAAGGCAGCACCCACUGUCACAGAGACAUUCCAAGUAUCACCGCCAUCAUCUAUGGGGGAGCGGAUUCGACAAAGCUAUCGAUUUGCACUCGUCAGAAAGGCAGCCCGAGCCAUGGCUGUUGCUAACAAAGUUAGCAUCCGUGGUGACCGACAGGGAGUGCUAAGCUUCCAAUUUAUGGUUGAUCUUGACGAUAAUACACCAACUGGAAGAUCCGUUGGUGCUGGUGUCAGGGCGCUGGCGGGUCCAAGAUGUUUUGUGGAUUUUCGAUUUGUACCGCUUCUUGAUGAAGAAGAGGCUGAGAUGGAUGCACUCGAUACUGAAGAAUAA